Molecule: messenger RNA, 522 nt
Organism: Phaedon cochleariae (mustard beetle)
Lineage: Eukaryota; Metazoa; Arthropoda; Insecta; Coleoptera; Chrysomelidae
Source: the annotation of a GenBank genome assembly
AAUGACCUCAACAAAUUUCAAUAUUGGAUUGGGGGAAAGCACCCGUAAUUCCAGUAGAGUAUUGAGGCCUCCAGGAGGAGGGCAUACUGACAUAUUUGGUGGACCAGAUCCAAAUCAAGGCAUAAAAAGAGAUAGUGGACGAAAUGCUUCAUCCAUUCUAGAAGGAACCAAUAGCAGAGUUGAACCUAAACCUUCUAGUCCAGUGAAGGCUGCCAUGAAGAUUCCCACUACAACCCCACAAAUGAGCAGUGAGCCAGAAGCUUCCCAGCAAUCACGUGGUUCUCGUGUUCCACCUGGUGGAUUUUCAUCUGGACUUUGGUAGAACUCUGAAUAUAUUUUUUAUUGCAGUAUAACUUUUGUACUUAAUGUAUUUUAUAUUGUGAUGAAAUAUUUGAAUAUCAAAAUUGUUUUGGAAUAUUUAUCUCUAUAUAAGGUGUUGUAUUAACUUUUGAAUGUUUUCAAUUUUGGAAAAGGCUUGCUAAUUCUUACAUAUUCGAUUUUUAAUAAAUAUUCUUCAUUGUA